UCGACACGUCAGUCGCGGAGCAACCGAAAGAAAUCGCCGCUGCUGUUGCUCCGGAUCGAACUCCGUCCGUAGAUCCUCUCCGUUGUUCAACGCGCGGGAGCUGUAGAUGGAGGGCCGAGUGACUUUAUCUGUUCGUGGUUAAAGGAGCGAUUAGUGCAUCGGGAGCCGUACAAGAACGCGGGAGAGUCCGGUUGAAGUUUUGUCGGAAGCUGGCGGGACGACGUAAUCAAGACAUGCCUCUAGCUAUGAACUUCCCCUCGUUUUCAUGGGGGAGCAUAAUCACGCUCAUCUUCUUAGGCUACAUCGGUAACUCGAUGAUAACCAUGUACAAAAUCUAUAAUCCCCCCGAAUGUGAAGCUCAAAAUGACUGUUUACAUCCGGCGUGGAGAACCAAGAAGGAUUUCAAGCACCAGCUCGUUCUGAUUGUAUCCACCGAGCUGGCGACAAACAGAGUGACCCUCGGGGACCAUCACGUUAUCCUGAAUCAGGAAGACUUCGACAUCGGUUCCGAGUCGACGUUACGCUCGAGAAAAUUCAAGAUACCGAUGUCGGUCAGGAACAAUGGGACUUUGUAUUUACACGCGUUCCUGGACACCCGGUUGCCGUCGGUGCAAGCGAAAGAUCCAUUCACGUUGAAUCGCUCCCCGAGCACGUCGAAGCAUUCUGUGGUUUUGACACAUCACACAGUACCGAAACCAGAAGCGAUCUCGCUGAUGAAGGACAAAGAGAAAAAAUCUCGAGACGAAAUCAACUAUGAGAAGCCUUAUGUGCAUCUGCCGAGCCAGUUCACCAUAUCGCUGAUGUCGACGCCACACUCGAUCAGACUCGGCCAUCUAUUCCCUCUACUUGUAGAAAUCAUUCAGUUAACGCCCCAGAAAAAAUACAUGCCUCUUAUAUAUGUCAACAAAGCAGCUGUGAUGACAAAGGAUCUAGUGCUAAUCAAGCCGUCCACGGACACCUUCGAAGCAGCUAUAACUUUUAAUCAAGUGACGAUUGGAAAACUGAAAUUCCUCUCGAUCGUAGAAGACGCCCUGAAAAACAUGGCGCAGUUCGGCAUUUCCGAAGAGGAUACUGACGGAGUGAAGAGCAUUUUCUUCGACACGUCUUUAUUCCUCCUCCUCACAACCAUCCUAGUCUCGUCAUUACAUCUCAUCUUCGAUGUGAUGGCGUUCAAGAAUGAGGUGUCUUUUUGGAAAAAUAUUCGAAACUUCGAGGGGAUUUCCGUCCGCACUAUCGGGUGGAGAUCCCUAUCUCAGAUCGUCAUCCUCCUUUAUCUCUAUGACAACGAUACUUCGCGUCUAGUCCUUUUCUCGACCGCCGUGUCCACUCUGAUCGAAAUUUGGAAACUGUCCAAAGCUCUCAAAGUUUCAGUGAAGUGGAGGCAGAAGCUUCCGUUCGGUACCGUGACUGCGGCCGAGAAACAGACCGACGAGAUAGACGUGCAGGGUAUGAGAUAUCUCUCGUACCUCUUGUGGCCGCUGUGCAUUGGGGGAGCGGUCUACAGUCUGUACUAUCAACCGCACCGGAGCUGGUAUUCGUGGAGCGUGGCAUCUCUGGCGAACGGAGUCUACGGAUUUGGUUUUCUGCUGAUGUUACCGCAGCUUUUCUUGAACUAUCGAUUGAAAUCGGUGGCGCAUUUACCGUGGAAGGUAUUCAUGUACAAGGCUUGCAACACAUUCACGGACGAUUUAUUCGCUUUCAUCAUCCACAUGCCCACGGCUCAUCGAGUCGCCUGUUUCCGGGACGAUGCGGUGUUCCUUGUCUUCUUAUACCAGAGAUGGCUCUACCCCGUGGACAAGUCCCGAAGAAAUGAGUUCGGUGAAUCUUUCGCUGACAAAAAGUCGCCCAGCAAGUCACAGCUCGUUGUCGAUGAGAAGAAGAAGAAGAAGAUUGCUUAAUUCGUCUCUUCAGAUCUCUUUUGUGAAGAACCUCAUGACAACGAUCGACCCACAGUCGCAACACGACUUCGUGAGGGUGCGUGAAAACUCACAUGGACGGAACUAGUCUCGACAGUGAUCGU
Messenger RNA from Galendromus occidentalis (western predatory mite), 2020 nucleotides. RefSeq names its product cleft lip and palate transmembrane protein 1-like protein. Gene Ontology annotation, cellular component: endomembrane system; membrane. NCBI's taxonomy places the organism in Eukaryota, Metazoa, Arthropoda, Arachnida, Mesostigmata, Phytoseiidae. The transcript is spliced from 11 exons. The coding region runs from base 234 to 1898 and encodes 554 amino acids. The record is from RefSeq and is a predicted model, not a curated record.